Molecule: messenger RNA, 1004 nt
Organism: Sander lucioperca (pikeperch)
Lineage: Eukaryota; Metazoa; Chordata; Actinopteri; Perciformes; Percidae
Gene: snrnp25
Product: small nuclear ribonucleoprotein 25
Exons: 5
Coding region: 194-733 (179 amino acids)
Biological process (GO): mRNA splicing, via spliceosome
Cellular component (GO): U12-type spliceosomal complex
Molecular function (GO): protein binding
Source: RefSeq, a predicted model, not a curated record
CCAUUUGUUCUGAGCUACAGUUGCCUUCCGGUUCGGUAUAUUUACUGUACACAUUUUUUGUUUACUUCAUGGCUUUUUGCAGCGAAAUAGUUUCCAGUUAACAUUUUGUCAGCUGUUAAACGCGAGUCUUUUUAUUUAGUUUAUUUUUGUAGUUUUAACAUUACCCUCCGGGUUGCUGUUUGUUGAAUGCCCGAUGAUGGAGGAGCUGAGUCAGGACACUGAUGGAGGAGGACUGUCUGUAAAGGUUGAAGAGGUGGAAAACGAGAACCUGACAGAGAUGGCAGCUUUAGACGCAGAUGAGGAAGACGAGGAGGCUCUUCCUCACUCAGAGAUCCUGGAUAUUUUCGAGGAGGGACUUGCUCAACUUGUGCAGGACCCUUUACUUUGUGAUCUGCCCAUUCAGGUGACUCUGGAGGAAGUCAAUUCUCAGAUUGCUUUGGAGUACGGCCAGGCGAUGACUGUGAGGGUUUUAAAGGCAGAUGGCGAGAUUAUGCCCAUAGUGGUGGUCCAAAAUGCCACUGUCCUUGACCUGAAGAAGGCCAUUCGCAGAUUCAUGGAGCUGAAACAACAACGUGAAGGCGGAGUGAAACAUGUCAGCUGGAGAUAUGUUUGGAGAACUUAUCAUUUAGUAUUUCAAGGGGAAAAGCUUGAAGAUGACAAGAUGAGGCUCAAAGACUACGGGAUCAGGAACAGAGAUGAAGUGACGUUCAUGAAGAGACUUAGGAAAAAGUGAAAUGUCAUAGGAAAAAACACCAGUUCCUGGAGUGUGUACUGGUGCUACCUGCCUCGAAAAACUUGAAAUUACAUUUACAAAGUAUUCAUGAUUGAAGUGUUUUGGGGCAUUUUUGACAUAUUUUUGUACACAUUACAAACUGAGCAUGCUUCUCAAAGAGGCUACAUGUAAAUAAGAUAUCUGGAGUACGAGAUGUUUAGCCCCUGUUUUACUGCCAAUUUGCAGUGAUCUUGUAUAGUUGUUUGCAAACAUUAAAAUAUAUAUUUCAGUA